Lotus japonicus is the source of this 2316-nucleotide messenger RNA. RefSeq lists its product as uncharacterized. The transcript has a single exon. Lineage: Eukaryota; Viridiplantae; Streptophyta; Magnoliopsida; Fabales; Fabaceae. The record is from RefSeq and is a predicted model, not a curated record. Bases 113 to 1846 code for a protein of 577 amino acids.
UCAGGAAAAUAAAAACAACAUAUCGAACUCAAGCCACUGUGAAUUAGGGGAAAUCGAAAACCCUAACCCACACAACUUUCACAAUUUGAUAGAAUCUCAGAGAGGAGUGUGGAUGCUGAGAUUGGAAGGGGAGAAGAAAAUGGACGAAAACCACCGUGAUUUGCGUCUGAUGAGCUCGCAGGGUUCAGCUACGGUCAUCGACGGGUUGAAGGAGGACAUUUACAGAGUCAUCAGAGACAAGAUUGAGUUUGAGAUGCUCGACAACGCUCGCGUCAUGAAAACCGUUAACCUUGAACUCGAGGUGAGGCAACUCACCGAGUCUCUAAAGAUCUCGCGCAAUGAAGAGGCGAUUAUGCGUGCUAAGGUUCUGGAGCUGGAGCAGCGAAUUGGUGUUGCCGUGGAGAAGGAAGAGGAGAUGGCGAGGAAGUGCAGCGCGUUGGCGAGUGAGAAGAAGGAUAUGGAGAAGAGUGUUGAGGUGUUGACGGAGAAGAGGGAUAGUGUUUGUAGGGUACUGGAUAUGGUUCAGAGGGAAUUGGAGAGUAAGCGGCGCGAGGUUGAUGUGGCCAAUAGCGCGAGGGAUGAGAUUGAGCGGGUGAAAGUUAGUCAUGAGUAUAAAAUUGCGGAGUUGCAAGGGGAGGUGGAUCGAGUGAGGGAUGUGGUGGAUGAGUUGUAUGGGUCAUUUAGGGAGUUUAAGGAUAAAAAUGAGGAGUUAGUUUCUCAAGUUCGUCAUUAUAAGAAAUCGGUUGAUGAGGUGAUGCUUGAGAAGGAGAAUAUGAGAAAGGGAUUUGAGGUGGAGAAAAAGAAAGUGGAGAAAUUGGAAUUGCAAGUUGCAGGUUUGGAGAAGAAAAUCGAACAAGCUGCAACUGAGCUGGGGCGAGUGAGAAGUGAGAGAAAUAUAGAGCCGGAAAGCAAUGUGGAUGUUUUGAUGAAGGAAAAGGAAGCGCUGCAGAAUAACCUUAUGGCAGCCCAACUUGAGUGGGAUGAUUUGAGCAGAGACGUGGGAAAUAAAAGGAAAAGAAGCAGUCCAGCUGAAGGAACAUCUUUAAGGAAGAAAGGCGGCACAUUUGAGCAAUCUCAUCAUGUUCAAGGAGAGAAUGGAUUGGAGUCAGAUCCUGACUUUAGAAUAUCAAAUGAGGACAAUUGCUCUCCAUUGGAUUCAAAUUUGAGCAAUCAAUAUCCUGAUACAGAUUUCAAUGAUUUCGAUAAGGAUAAGGCGGAGGAAUGUUUUGCUGUAAAUCAGAUAUGGGCAGUUUAUGAUAGCCCUGAUGUUCUGCCAAGAAUUUAUGCUCUUGUCAGGAAUGUGGCCUCCCCUUUCAAGUUGACGAUUACUUGGAUGGAACCUGACCCAGAUGACCAAAAGGAGAUAGAUUGGCAUGAUGCAGGUUUGCCUAUUGCUUGUGGUAAGUUCAAACUUGGUGCUUCUGAGGAUGUUGCUGAUCUUAGUAUCUUCUCUCAUCAGAUCAAGUUCCUGAAAAUUGGUGAAGGUUCUUAUGUGGUAUAUCCCAAGAAGGGAGAAACUUGGGCAAUUUUUAGAUAUUGGGAUAUCAAAUGGAGUUCUAAUCCAGAAACUCAAUUGAAGGGGGAGUUUGAAUUUGUGGAAAUCCUGUCAGACUUUACUCAGAAUGUUGGCAUUGAAGUUGCUCGCCUAGUCAAAGUGAAAGGGUUUGUUAGUCUCUUUCAGAAAUCUAAGAAGAAGGGAGUUAACGUAUUUUAUGUUCUGCCUAAUGAGCUGUAUCGGUUCUCACACCGGAUUCCUUCAUAUAAGAUGACUGGUAAAGAAAGGAAAGGUGUUCCAAAAGGAUGUUUUGAACUUGAUACUCUUGCACUGCCUACUAACUUCUUUUGACAUUGGUGAUUCUGGUGAUGCGAAGAUGGUGAAUUGAAUGUUGCACACUAGAGGAGAGAAAGUGAUGGCUAAUGAUAGUACUACUACUAGUACUAACAAGUUAAUCAUACAUAGGAGUAAUGGUGCUGAAAAAGAUCCUCAAUCCUGGAAACAUCACCAAUGUACAGAACAAGUAUGAACAAUGGUCAACAAACUUUAGGUACCAACAUUUAAGAGGUGUUUUGUAUUCUGUGUAUCUUUUUGUACUGAUCCACCUGUUUUGAUCUUGUGUUGUGACUUGGUACCUUAUUGUUUCUAUGUUCUUUUUUUUCCUCUGGGCUUUGCUACCUUGACAGAAGAGUGCCUUGGCGUAAGGAGUUAAUUUCAAUCAUAGUUCAUUUUUGUUUUUUGAACACUUACCUGCUUUCAUGAUAGUUUAACUUUCAUCACAGAGAUAAUAAUAAAAUAGUUAUUAUUCUUAUCCUUUUAUA